UCAUUGUUCAAUAACUCCAUGCAAAGAUCCGCUUCUGCCGCUGUCGAGGCAACGCUAUUUGUGCAGGGACGCAAUCGUUUUUCUGGCCGCCUUCGGAAACGGCGCCUUUUGCACGAGCGCACCCGCGUGUUUUGCGUUGCUGAACACAAAAAACAAACAAACAAACAACAACGGAUGCGGGGCUCGAAGACGCGACUGAUACGAAGAAGUUCGUCCACGAGGGUGCGAUGACGGUAACGGCUCCGGUUACAGCUUAGCGCGUUAACGAGGCACUGUUGGAUCGUAUUCGGGCGCUUUUGCCGCUGCGCACCGCGUCACCGGACGACGCAUAGCGGGUUUGAUUACAGACAGAGGAUGGUGGCGGACAUGGCGAGCUGCCGACAGGCUUGUCACCUGGAGGAAGGAGACGGAGACGUCCCUGCUUCUGAAAACAAAGAUAAUCUGACAGAGAGUGACGGCAGCGGCUCAGAGAAUGCAGGAACAACCACCGAGGAGAGCUCUGAGGAGGAAGACGAGGAUGAAGGGGACAAUGCGGAUUCAGGCUGCGCUGAGAGGGAUGGAGGAGACGAAGAUACUGAAGAAGGCGAUUCGGAGUCCAAAACAGAUCCCGGCUCCGGACCUGAAGCAGAGGCCGCCAACGGGCAACGUGAGAGUGGCUUCAGAAUGUGCUGUGAAAAAUGCAAAGCCAUCCAGCAGAACCGUGGCUACGAGCUCGUUACUCCCAGGAGGAUCUCCAGGGGACGACUGCAGGUGCAGCUGGAAGCAGAGGGCACGUACGAGUGUUCGCUCACGGGCCUGGUGUUCGAAGCGUCGGAGCCGGUCCUCGUCCGGUACUCCGUCCUGUCCUGGUCCAAGUUCGGCGCCUUUCUCCAGGACUCGUGGAAGUUCGCGGGACCCAUUUUUAACGUGGACACGGUGGGCAAGGACGCGUCGGUGCUCAGGUCCAUACAGUUCCCUCACUCCGUCUGCAUCGCUGACCCAGAAAGCGAGAUGAAGUUCAGCGUCCUGCACAUAAAGGACAGGCGCCCGCGCAUCGAGCCCACGGUGGAGCACUCGGGCAGCCACGUCACGUGGAACGUGACGUCCCUGUCGCCCGUGGGGCCCAUCAUCCGGACGAGCCAGCCCGUGGAGCACCACGGCGUGGUUCUGCUCUACAAGCAGCUGGGCAGCGGCGCCAGCGGCUACAGCUUCCACGUGUACCUGGCCACAAACAGCUCCUCAGACAUCAAGGACAUACGGCAACAAGUGCAGGGCUACAAGAACCGCUACGUCCGCAUAGACAAGCCUCCCACCUGUAAGCUGGACGAGGGCAAGUAUCGCCUCCUGAGCGAGCCAGAGGGAGACAUCAAGCCUCAGGACCUGAAGUUCACGCUGGCGGUGACCAAGAUGAAGGGCUACUUCGAAGCCUUCUUUGAGCAGCCUCCUCCAUUCAAACUGUCUCUUAUAGAGGUCAAAACUGACGAGCCCGUGUGGUCGGCCACCAUCAGAGAAGGCGACUUGGGGGACGUGAUCGAAAAGAAGCCGAGGAAGAGGACGAUCAGCAGACAGAGGAGCAGCAGCCCCUCAGAGGAAGAAACAGCCUGCAAGAGGCCGCGGUGGAUCGAUAAGCCAGAUGGAGCGAAGACGCCGGCGCCGCAGCGGCCGGACAUGUCGGACAAGCAGCUCCUGCAGGUGGCCCGGCGGCUCGGGAAGGGGUGGAAGCAGGUGGCCAUCUACCUGGGCCUGAACGUGACGGAGCUGGAGGACAUCCAGGCGGCGGAGAACGACGUGGCCAUGCAGAAGCUGAAGAUGCUGGUGGAGUGGAGGAAGAAGAUGGGGCCGGGGGGGGCCACGGCGCUCCACCUGCUGCAGAGCGUGGAGGACCUGGACGAACUCCCCACCGAGGUCUACCAGACCCUGCAGGACAUGGUCAACACAUGAGCAGCCGUUUGACUCAACUCGACUGUUGCGCGUCUGGUGCUGCAUCAGAGACCUGCAUCUGAGGAGAACGGCAGCAGCGUCGAGCCCCUGGACCAAAGAUCGACUCGUCGAACCUCGAGCGGCGUCGCUCUUUUGAAUGGUUUGUGCAUGUGAACAUGUGGACCGGCGUCGCUCCGCCUUCAUUUCCUGGGUUCCGUAGUCCGUGCGGAACCGCUGAGCCGUACGUUAGGUACCUGUGCAGCCACAUGUGCGUCUUCAGGUUUCAUGAUGGCCCGUGGAGGUGGAUGAUGGGGUCAUUUUUAGUAGCUAAUUAUGUAGCCAGUAACAAAUGUAGGUGCAAAGUGCAGAAAUCAGGAAGAACCCAACCUGUGUAUCUAAGUUUGUGACACUCUUUAUGGAGCUGUUAGACAUUACAUCACAUUCUCAUGCAUGUGACUGAAUUUAUGAUCUAUUUUUGUAAACAUGUUUUGUACAUAUUUUUCGUCUUUUCCUUUACGUGUUUAUGUUUACCUUUUUUAUAUUGUGUAACUUGAAUGAGGGAUUUGUUCCUUCCUCCUCAGGCUGGAAUCUCACGUUGUGUGUUAAAUCUUGUUUGUACACUGUGGAAACCACACGCACACAUUUGGAGUGAGUGUGCGUGAGAGCAGCUAGAGCGCUUUGAUGGGAGCCUUUGUCCAAAGCCCUUGUUUCUGUUUGAUCCGACUGGUUGACUUUAUUUGGAGGAUAAAUGUCUUCCAUGGGAUCUUAUGAGGAACAGGCUCAGCAGCGACAGUCCAGUGACUCCAGUCUGUCCUGUUUGCACUGGUCCGACGUCUUAAGUUUGUUCGUCCAAAGACUUUUGGCAAAGUCGACUUAAUAAACUGAGCAGCUCAUCUGAA
Molecule: messenger RNA, 2798 nt
Organism: Betta splendens (Siamese fighting fish)
Lineage: Eukaryota; Metazoa; Chordata; Actinopteri; Anabantiformes; Osphronemidae
Product: NACHT, LRR and PYD domains-containing protein 1b allele 3
Exons: 17
Coding region: 355-1920 (521 amino acids)
Biological process (GO): signal transduction; mRNA export from nucleus; regulation of DNA-templated transcription elongation
Cellular component (GO): THO complex part of transcription export complex
Molecular function (GO): protein binding
Source: RefSeq, a predicted model, not a curated record